AUGGAACCGACUCUGACCCAACCAGCGGAACUCGAAGAUGUCUCGCACUUCCACGAGGUAACCGAGCGGCACGUCAUCCGCAAGCUCGACUACAUCCUCCUGCCGUUCCUCUCGCUGCUCUUCCUCCUCAACUCGCUGGAUCGCUCCAACAUCGGAAAUGCCGAGACGGCGCACUUCACCCGCGAUGCGGGACUGGAUCCGAAAGAUCUCAAUACCGCCGUGGCGUGUUUCUUUGCUUUCUUCGUUGCGCUGCAGCCCGUUGGAGCAGCUGCGGGAAGGAAGUUUGGUAUGGGCAGAUGGGUUCCGGCCGUGAUGGCACUGUGGGGACUGUUUACGAUGCUUCAUAUUUGGAUCAGUAAGAGGUGGCAGUUGAUUACGGUUAGGAUCUUGAUUGGGUGUCUUGAAGCGGGCUUUUACCCAACUACGGUCUCUUACUUAUCUCUUUUCUAUACUCGUUACGAGUUUGCUCGCCGUCUUGGUCUGUUCUAUGGUCAGUACGCGGUGGCCGGAGCGCUUGGUGGCUUUCUUGCUUUCGUGGUCUUCUAUUGCUUUCCGCCAGAUGAUAGAACCGAUGCCGGAAGUCUUCCCUCAGGCGGCUGGAGACCAUGGCAGACACUGUUUUUGAUAGAAGGUGCCUUGACGAUGCUUGUUGCUUUGAUUGGCUUCUUUUGGCUACCAAGGAGUCCGGGCACUGCGUGGUUUCUUAAUAGGGAAGAGCGCAUAUUGGCAGAUGAGCGCAUUCGCAUUGAUCGUGAUGGUUUGGAGCAAUUCCAUUACAAAGAGCCUUCCGAUUCUGAGGCCUCCACUGGGCAUGAACAGCUCACACACCUCCGGCCUUCUUCAGACGAAGAGGAGAGCCGUCUUCUCGCAUCACACUCUACGAGUCAACAUACGGUGACGAGCAAAGAUGUGACUUCUGAUAGCGGAUUGUCAAAGACUGACAUCCUAUCGUCGAUCCUACUACUCCCCCUGAUUGGUCCCAUUCUCAUACUUAACAUUGCAUCCGCCAUUCCAGGAACCUCUUUCUCUAUAUUCCUUCCCCUCGUCGUGGAAUCCCUCAACCUGUCCUCCCCUCUGUACAGCAACUUGCUGACUGUACCUCCAUUCCUGAUCGCAGCGGUGACGCUCUAUCUGUUCUCCAAGGGAAGUGAUAGAUCCCAGCAGCGCAUCUUGCCCAUUCUCUGCGGCCUUGGUCUCAUCGCUCUGGGUCUGAUCAUGACUUUGGUCAUGUCCUUCACGUCCUCAUCCUCGGUGCCUAACAAGGCGUUGGCCCAGUAUCUCUCGCUCUGCUUGCUCCUCAGUGGUAGUUUUGUCCCCAGCCCCCUCACUGUGGCUUGGUUGUCUGGCAACAUUCCUCAGCCAGGCAAGAGAGCGAUUAUUCUUGGUGUUAAUGGUUGGGGUAACCUUGCCGGCGUCCUUGCUGCCUUGCUUUUCGCACCUCGUUGGCGCGGCAAUGAGUAUCGCGUGCCGCUGUUCGUCACCUUGGGCUUCGUGGUUUUCAGCUUCCUGGGGUUCCUUGGUUUGGAGUUUAUGUUAAUUCGGCUCAAUGCAGCGCGCGUCAAAGCCAGCAAGUCGGAGGAUCUGCGCAGCGACCAAGAUCACCACGGAGCGGACGAAUCUUUAAUGGAAAACAUUCCGAGCGCUGCAGUGAUUGGAGGAUCCUGGUGGGAUACGACAAUCCGACACUGGGUUGGAGAGAGGCUCUUGCGGAUGAGUCGAGAAGAAGCUUUCCUACGGAGAGGUGACGAGGCAAUCACGUUUACAUAUGGGUUAUGA
Messenger RNA from Paecilomyces variotii, 1776 nucleotides. RefSeq names its product major facilitator superfamily domain-containing protein. The coding region runs from base 1 to 1776 and encodes 591 amino acids. The transcript has 2 exons. The record is from RefSeq and is a predicted model, not a curated record. Gene Ontology annotation, biological process: transmembrane transport. Lineage: Eukaryota; Fungi; Ascomycota; Eurotiomycetes; Eurotiales; Thermoascaceae. Gene Ontology annotation, cellular component: membrane. Gene Ontology annotation, molecular function: transmembrane transporter activity.